This is a messenger RNA of Aspergillus candidus, 732 nucleotides long. RefSeq lists its product as uncharacterized. The record is from RefSeq and is a predicted model, not a curated record. Bases 1 to 732 code for a protein of 243 amino acids. The transcript is spliced from 3 exons. NCBI's taxonomy places the organism in Eukaryota, Fungi, Ascomycota, Eurotiomycetes, Eurotiales, Aspergillaceae. Gene Ontology annotation, molecular function: ABC-type transporter activity.
AUGGGUGUUAUUUCGGGGGAGGUUCUUGUUGAUGGCAAGCCUCGGGAUGAGUCCUUCCAGCGCAAGACCGGGUAUGCGCAACAACAAGAUUUGCACUCGAGCACCUCCACAGUGCGCGAAGCCCAAACCUUCUCGACCCUUCGAACUCUACUGCUCUUCUUGGAUGAGUCUACCUCUGGGCUUGACUCUCAGACAUCGUGGGCUAUCCUUGAUCUUCUCGACAAGUUGAAGAAGAACGAACAGGCUAUUCUGUGCACUAUCCAUCAACCUUCCGCGAUGCUGUUCCAGCGCUUCGAUCGUCUCCUCUUUCUUCAGACUGGGGGUCGCACAGUCUACUUUGGUGAAGUCGGUGAAAACUCACACAUCCUGAUUGACCAAUCUGUCCGCAAUGGUGGGCCUCCAUGCCCUCCAGAUGCUAAUCCCGCCGAAUGGAUGCUCGAUGUCAUUGGCGCCGCUCCCGGAUCCCAUACCGACAUUGACUGGUUCGACACAUGGCGCAACUCAAUCGAGUAUGCUCGCGUCCAAGAGCAUCUCGCCGAACUGAAGCGCGAACGCUCUCAACAGACCGACCUUUCCUGCGUCGACUCGGGCCAGAACCACGGGGAUAAUGCCAGCUACCGCGAGUUCGCCGCUCCCUUCUCUGUGCAGCUCUGCGAAGUCCAGCUUCGUGUGUUCCAGCAGAUCUGGCGCUACCCCACACACAUCUAUUACAAGGCCUUACUAAUUUUGUAG